AUGAACAAUUUACUCGACAAUCGCUUUGAAAAGGUGGAGAAGGCUCUUGCGACCUUGAUCAAUUCCAUCGCAACUUACAACCCGUCCACAAGCAAUGCCAGCGAUCUCGUUGCAGCGGAUGCCGAGCUCAACGAUGGCCUCGAGCAAUUAUCAACACACCAGGCAAACUAUGCAAAGAUAAUAGCCCUCCGCGAAACCUCCAAUGCCCUUGAUGCCGAGAUCCGCGACACGCUCACACUCUUAUCCACUACCCGCCGAGACCUCAUUGCGACGCCAGCAACCAGUUUCCCACCCAACGCGAACCCGAUAUCAUACUCCGAACUAUUGAGCUAUGCACGCCGAAUAAGCAGGUUCACCUUACCACCUACAUACAGAGAUCCUCAAGCUUCUGCAGCAGAGACUGGAGACGCAGCGACGAAUACCUCCGGGGAGCCCAACCAGCAAAUACAAACAAAUGGUAUCAACACCCCCGUCGUGGCUACCAACGGAGAAUUGCACAAUACUGCAGCUACGGAUUUGGACAAGGCAUCGCCAGCGGCUGCCGCGCAAAUGCAACCACAACCAUCCCAGCAUGAGGGAGUGAGGACGAACCUUUCAAUUUGGGAACAGUACCUCAACCCGUCCGCAGAAAUGCCUUUCUUCCCGUGGCCAUCCGAGGAGUCAAUCAGAAAGGGUGCGCUUGCCAGUUUACAAGUUCUGGUGGACCAAGGUAUCGACCCGGCCACGUUUGACCCCGAGAAGAGUGCAGAAUUGGAAGCGGAGCGCAAGAGGAUCAUGGAAGAAGAGGAUGCAGCAAGAGAGCAGGAACGGAUCAAGGAAGAAGAAGCCAGAAGGAGAGAGAUGGAGCGAAGGAUGAGCGCCGGUGGGCCUGCGCCGGAGAGGAGAGAAGAGAAGACGGAGGCUUUCCAAUUCUCGCUGAUGGAUGAUAGCGAUUGA
This is a messenger RNA of Drepanopeziza brunnea f. sp. 'multigermtubi' MB_m1, 936 nucleotides long. RefSeq lists its product as uncharacterized. Gene Ontology annotation, molecular function: transcription coregulator activity. NCBI's taxonomy places the organism in Eukaryota, Fungi, Ascomycota, Leotiomycetes, Helotiales, Drepanopezizaceae. Gene Ontology annotation, biological process: regulation of transcription by RNA polymerase II. The record is from RefSeq and is a predicted model, not a curated record. Gene Ontology annotation, cellular component: mediator complex.